This is a messenger RNA of Chenopodium quinoa (quinoa), 1109 nucleotides long. RefSeq names its product ADP-ribosylation factor-like. The transcript is spliced from 7 exons. The coding region runs from base 250 to 795 and encodes 181 amino acids. Gene Ontology annotation, cellular component: cytoplasm. Gene Ontology annotation, biological process: vesicle-mediated transport; intracellular protein transport. Lineage: Eukaryota; Viridiplantae; Streptophyta; Magnoliopsida; Caryophyllales; Amaranthaceae. The record is from RefSeq and is a predicted model, not a curated record. Gene Ontology annotation, molecular function: GTP binding; GTPase activity.
AAUAAUUGACGGACCGUUGAUUAAUAAAAAAAACUUGAUAAACGGGCAGCUUAUUCUAGAUCUGCCCGCCGUCCCUUGUUGAAGCCCUAGCUCAAUUUUCUCUCUCUACUUUGUAAGUUCUUUCUCUCUCUACAAUUCUUCUCUUUCUCUCUCCUCAAUUUCUUCCCUCAUUUCUAUAAUCAUUAUCAGAUCCAACGGUAAAAGUUUAAAUCCGGUAAUUUACCGAUUUGAAUUAGAUUUGAAGGAAAAAUGGGGCUUUCAUUCACGAAGCUGUUCAGUAGGUUAUUUGCGAAGAAAGAGAUGAGAAUAUUGAUGGUGGGUCUCGAUGCGGCUGGUAAGACUACCAUUUUGUAUAAGCUCAAGCUCGGUGAGAUUGUUACCACCAUUCCUACCAUUGGAUUCAAUGUUGAGACAGUGGAAUACAAAAACAUUAGCUUUACAGUGUGGGAUGUUGGAGGUCAGGACAAGAUUCGACCUUUAUGGAGACAUUACUUUCAAAACACCCAAGGACUCAUCUUUGUGGUGGAUAGUAAUGAUCGUGAUCGUGUGGUUGAGGCAAGGGAUGAGCUGCAUAGAAUGUUGAAUGAGGAUGAGUUGAGGGAUGCUGUCCUGUUGGUCUUUGCCAACAAGCAAGAUCUUCCAAAUGCAAUGACUGCUGCAGAAAUUACUGAUAAGCUUGGUCUUCAUUCCCUUCGUCAGCGUCACUGGUAUAUCCAGAGCACAUGCGCCACUUCUGGUGAAGGUCUUUACGAGGGAUUGGACUGGCUGUCCAACAACAUUGCCAGCAAGGCCUAGAUGAAGGAUCCGCCUGGCUGAGCUUAGGAUAUAUGGUGGAUUUUGAAGCACCCUGUUUAUGUGGGAGAUAAUAUCGAGCUUUUGGCCUUUGUUUUUUGUUUGCUAUGUUAAAAAAGAUCACAAGAGUGGUUGUGUUAAUGUGAUUAUGCUUAUGAAGGUUUUGUUAUGAUCAUAGAAAUUGCUAUAUGAUAUCAAUACUUUUGUAGAUUCAGAAUAACUAAAAUGUAUCUCAGGAAAGAGUUUGUUUCAUGUUGAUAUAUACUGUGACCGCGAUAUUCUUUGGAACAAUCAAUCCCAGUUCCAUCUUCCAAUUG